Molecule: messenger RNA, 1076 nt
Organism: Columba livia (rock pigeon)
Lineage: Eukaryota; Metazoa; Chordata; Aves; Columbiformes; Columbidae
Product: ADP-ribosylation factor-like protein 3
Exons: 6
Coding region: 378-968 (196 amino acids)
Biological process (GO): cilium assembly
Cellular component (GO): microtubule cytoskeleton; cytoplasm
Molecular function (GO): GTPase activity; GTP binding
Source: RefSeq, a predicted model, not a curated record
GAUCACACGCCGGUCGCACAGCUCCAUCCCGCAGUGAUGCCCGUGGUGCCUGGGUACCGCAUCCUGUCACUGUGCCGCCAUCCCCGAGACAGAGCCUGGCCCCGUGAGGAGAGGGACGUCCUGUGCCCCAGUGCCCCAGCCCAGCCGGACCUGGUUUAUCCUGGGGGUAGGCGACGGCGGGGCGACAGCUGGCUGCGGGAUUUGCCGAGGGCAUUAUUUAAUGCUGUGGGUAAAUGGAGAAACAGCAGCUAAUUCUGGAGCCAGUAAUCCUCUUCCUCCCCCAGCGACGGGUAGCGUGCCAGUCACGCAGCCACCAGUGAGCCCCGGGGACGAGCCCCCGGGCAGGUCUUCAGGUGUGCCUGAGCGACUGCCAGACCAUGGGUGAUGUGCAGAAGGCCUCCCCCGGCACCCCACGUCCCCAGGGGCUGCUUUCCGUCAUCCAGAAGCUGAAGGGUGCCCCAGAGCAGGAGCUCCGCAUCGUCCUGCUGGGGCUGGACAACGCAGGGAAGACCACGCUGCUGAAAUGCCUGGCGUCCGAGGAGGUCAGCACCAUCACCCCCACCCAGGGCUUCAACAUAAAGAGUGUCCAUUCGCAUGGCUUCAAGCUGAAUGUCUGGGAUAUCGGGGGGCAGCGCUCCAUCCGCCCAUACUGGAGGAAGUAUCUGGGCAGCACAGACCUGCUGAUUUAUGUCAUUGACAGUGCAGACCAGAAGCGCUUUGAAGAGACGGGGCAGGAGCUGGCAGAGCUCACUGAGGACGAGUCCCUCACAGGGGUCCCGCUGCUGGUGUUUGCCAACAAGCAGGAUCUAGUGACUGCAGCAUCCGCAGCCGAAAUUGCAGAAGGGCUGAACCUCCACACCUACCGGGACCGGGAAUGGCAGAUCCAGGCCUGCUCAGCCUUGUCUGGGGAAGGAGUGCAGGAUGGAAUGAACUGGGUUUCCAGCCAGAUCAUGAACAGGAAGAAGUGAGAGCUGCAAAGUGCCAGACUGGACAGAGCUGCAGGUCCCUAAGCCAUGGCCACCCUCCUCGGGUCCCUAAAUCCCCCCGCAAAAGCCCAGCUGGGCCCUGGGCCUCAG